GAAUCAUCUUUCUACCAAAAAACGAAUUUUACGUCGAGUUUUCAAGUAAAUUAACAAAUAGAAGAAGGUGAAAGUAAAAAUGGCAGUUUUUCUCAUCGCAGGAGGAUGUUUCAUUAGCAGCCUCGGGUGGCUGGCGAUGGUGAAAGAUGAUGAGAAAGACGACAACCAUAAAGAUCCUCUAACAACAAAUUUGGCGGUUGGACCACACAACAAUAAUCAAACCCAAACGGACGCACACGUGAUCGAAAACGCGACUUCUGCAGUGGUGUUGAGUUCCUACAGGAACCCUUCAGAUGCAGAUCGUGAAGGGCAGUGGCGUACGCAGCAGGGAUUCUCGGCCAGAACGUGCAGCGCAAAGAUUUUCUGGCCAACAACUACCGCAGCAGCUACAAGGGCGGCUCCGAAUUCACGACCAGGACGUCCACGAGGCGAAAUUGAAAUCGUGGCCAUCGGCUACGGGCCACAUGCUGAAAGACAAGGAUACAGCCGGCGAGCUGCAGUGGCUAGUACAGCAGCACAUGAUCAUCACGUCACAGAAGCACAACAAUCAGGGGCCCGAGAAGAAGUAACUUCUUUUUCCGACAAGCAUGUGCAGGCGCCGUUGGACUUCGAACUCGACGAGUUCAAGAAAAGGGUCAACCUGCAGGGUCAACAAGUUGAGAUAGUGAGCGUUGACGAAAUGAUGUUGGAAUGUUUUGAUCUCUUCUCGAGUUUUGGGUGUGCUAGCGAGCUGCCAGUAGACAUCGAGCUGCAGACAAGCCUGGCGCUGCGAGACCACGGUGAACAAACGGAAACGGGAGUGGGGGCACAUACCAAAAAGCAGAGCUGCUCCAACAACAACUGCGCAGUGGCAUGUGCGAAUAGCUGUUGUGCUGAUUGUGUUCUUUCCACUCGUGGUGCGAUCACGGGCGAAGACAACGGCUCGAUACCGCCGGGAACCUCGCGUUUAGUUGAAUCUGUUCGCUCACGAUCAUUUUUUUACGGGGGACGGCCGAAACCAUUCCGAUCUGGCGACCUGAUAUCGUCGUCACAGAGUUUUCAAUACGCUCAGAUGUUGAUUGUUCUGAACAAGAUGCGCGGUACCCGCAUGCAGCAGCUCGAGGCACCCUGGCCGCCGACCACGUGCAGGCAGACACAGGACGGCAGUGAUGCAUUGAAUUUUCCACGGCCACUGAGUCUUGCAGCGCCAGCUCGUGCCUCCGGACUUGGCAUGACCAUCCCCGUGUUCAGCAAAAGGUCCCAUGACGAUCAGUGGCGUUUUCAUCUCGAGGAUGAAGAUAAAAGCGAACAAGUGCUCACUUUCUUCCACAUCUGUGCUACGGUGUUCGCAAUGGCUGCUGUCGUCGUGCUGCAGCUUGAAGUAGAGAAUCGUGAUGAAGAUGCUGUUGCUGUUACUGCAGAGGACGAAGAUGGUCGCGGCUGCGAGGUGAAUCGUCCAGAACUCCGUCCAACAGGAGCUGCUGGCACGGGAGUGCGAUUUGGCGUCCUCGAAGAAAAACGCGGAAACGCAGACGUUGCCUCCUACAUUUUUGAGGGGGGCGGCACCGACGCACAGGCACGAAAUGCCUUGUCUAGCUUUACCGUACAAGAUGCAAGUACACGCGACGAGGUAGAAGAAUCCGGGUUGAUGAUUCGGAUUGCAGGUGGAGAAGAACGCCAGAUCGGUUCCGCGAUCCCCGGUCGAAAUUGCACCGGCACAAAUGGACAUGACGAUGUGCGGCAUCGUCAAGAAGCAGACGACAAAGCGGAUGAAAAUGAUCCUGAUCACGCGGUCGUAGUUGGACGCGAGGAAGAACAAUAUGGAACAGAACAAUUUGCCGGGGUAGCUUCGCAAAUCCAGCAAUCAAGUCGACACGCUAGUACUAGAAACCCAGAUGCUGAAGCAGAUCGUGUUCCGCAGGAGCAGGAAGAGUGGAGUUUUGGUGGUGACGAGAUGAAUGCUGAACUUUUUGUGGGGCCGGAGCCUCGCGGCUCUGCGCCGGGUCUCGGAAACGUGGUUGAUCAUAUUAGCAGCAAUGUCAGCACGUCGUUGGUGGUGGAUGAAGCUUUUUCAGAAACCAGUGCAGCCUUUGGUCGUCGUGAACGAAGCGCAGUAUUCGAUGAAGACGCGAAAGAGAUGAACGACGAGGAUGAAGUCGGCGGCGGUUUGGGUUUGCUUUCCAGAGAGUGCGAGGAGUUGUUUCGGGACGUGCAGCGAGAGCAGUACGAACAAAGGAGGAGAAACUCUAGCGCAGCACUGCCUUCUUCGUCUUCAUCGGGUCCCCAGUCAGAUGCGUUUGUGGAUGAUGAAUGCGCCCCGCGAGGGCCGAUCUUGACGGAUCGCAGCCCGGGCAAGAACUCGACAACGGCGCGACAGCAGCUAAGUCGGGAUCGGAAGCGCAGGAUCCACGCAUACAGGCUCGAGCUGUGGCGCAGCACUGCCGUGCUUGCGCUGAGGGAAGGCAACAUGGGCUUCUACGUCCGGCACACCAGGCGACUGAAGGAGCUGCUGGAGGACGAGGAGAGCCUCUCUCUGUCAGCUGCCGAAAAAGAGCGGCUCCACCUCCCGGCCAUGAGCUACGCCGACGACCCUUUUGAAAAUUGGCUGAAUGAAGAAGGUUCCAAGACCUCCCGCCGGUGCCCAGAGGCGGUGCGCCCGCAGACCUGGAUGCAAAUGAGCUGCUAUCUCCGAGACACAAACUAUUGCUGGCAGUGGCACGGCGAUCACGAUGAGCAAUUUCUUGAAUCGCUGGUACCAGAAACAGUUUGCGUCCUUUUGUCUUUACCAGUUAUCCCUGCUUCCCUACGCACGCACAACAUUCCGUUUGCAGACGGACACGGGUCUGGUGCAGAGGAGGAAUGUGAAUUACCAUUUUUACGCGAUGGACAAGUGGUUGCACAGAUGAAAGAACCAGAAGCACCAGAAGGCGGAGCAGGAGUGGUAGCGAACAACUCCGCGUCGUGGGAACCUGCAGGCGCUUUUUGGAUCGGGUACAACUACUUCAUUAGCAGCAUACGUCCGUGGUUCACCGUGAAGCAAGAAGAGUCUGCGCAGUCCCAGUCCGGGUCCGGUGUGGAAAUCACGAGCAGUGCCACUGGGGUAGUGAAGAAGGAAGAACACCUAGUUGAUGUGGCAUAAAAAUGACGCCGGCUCGCUGUAAAAUGGUUUGAAUUCUUUUUUCACGAUUCAGUUUCAAGUAUUUCGAAAGAAACCAAGCGAUUCAAAUCACGACCUGCAGCUACACGAGCAUCAAGCUUUCUUUUUAAGUUACUAUGUUUUUACUAAUUUGACUUGUUGAUAUACAUUGAUUUACAUUCGCAACUGUUUGCCAUGAAAUGUUUGAGUGGUAUUGGUAAUCAACAUACAUGACCUUAUGAUGCAUUUCCAUUUCUUUGUGCUUCACCAGCCAGCCGCUGGCAUGGGAACUCGAAGAUGCUCCGGAAGUCAGAUUCGAAGUGAGCGAGACCUUCUUUUGCGAAAAUAAGGGCAAGGAGGAGAUGAAUGUAGGCGGGGUUUGGUUCCAAAGAGAAGCAGAUGGAACUUUUAUUCUGCGCUAAGGCCUCAAAUCCCAUGCGAAGGAAGAGAUCAAUAAUAAUAGUGCACGCACAUCCACGAUUUAAUCGAAAUUCCCAGACAAGAACUACUUUACUGAGAAACAGGAUAAUGCGUUAACCGAUAACCGAUAACCGAUUUAUUUGUGCUUAUCUACUUCUUAUUUUUUUAUGCGUCAAGGUGACGGUGGGGACGCGUUUACGUUUAGUCACCUUUUGUUCCUCUAGCGUGUUGCUUGUGCUAUAAUCUGGAUCUUUUCUGCGUUUUGAACAAUUUGAAAUCGACUUUUGUGACAUUUACAUUUACAUUUUUCUAGAUUUGUUCCUUUCCUCGCGUAUACCUAAUAUACUGGCUCUGACCAACAUGAAAGACUAGCUCAGAUAUUUAUAUUUUGAACAUUAUAUUCGAACAUUUCAAAGCUAAAACCUCGAACAUACAUGCGUACCACGACCAAGCAAUGUAUUUUUUUUUGUUCACUCACGAAUCAUCUUUGACAAUUACAACAUUGUACUAGAACGUUUUGAUUUUUGCAUGUUGUGAAUCAAAUGGGAGAGUGUACAAUUUUUCGCGUCCGCGUCAGCAAUCUUUGGUGCUGUCCAUUCUCAGUUUUGGAAUGAUGUAUUUAGGUGCGAAACUCAUACACUGGGUGUUCUCCUCCUUCAUAAAUGCCUACAUGAGUUUAGGCUUCAGCUCCAAUAUGUCUGUUUCUUUGUGCAAAUACAACAGCUGGCAGAAAGCCAAAAUGAAAAUGUAUAAUCUCGAAGCCAAUAUAAUGGUCGUGGAGCAUAUUCUUUAUAGAAAAUGGGGGGUUUCAUCAGCCCAGUAGGCAGAUAAGUUCCUUCAUCUACAUUUUUCCUUGUGGUUGG
Messenger RNA from Amoebophrya sp. A120, 4398 nucleotides. The record is from the annotation of a GenBank genome assembly. NCBI's taxonomy places the organism in Eukaryota, Dinophyceae, Syndiniales, Amoebophryaceae.